Molecule: messenger RNA, 6301 nt
Organism: Calidris pugnax (ruff)
Lineage: Eukaryota; Metazoa; Chordata; Aves; Charadriiformes; Scolopacidae
Gene: DGCR8
Product: DGCR8 microprocessor complex subunit
Exons: 14
Coding region: 397-2724 (775 amino acids)
Biological process (GO): primary miRNA processing
Cellular component (GO): microprocessor complex
Molecular function (GO): identical protein binding; double-stranded RNA binding; primary miRNA binding
Source: RefSeq, a predicted model, not a curated record
UGGAGGCGGCAGCGCGGAGCGGGGGGAGGUUUUGGUGAAGUGGCAGAGCUCGCUCUCCGCCUCUCUGUCCCCCCUCGACCCGCGGAGGAGCGGCAGGGACGCCGGGGAUGGCUCAGGUUGAAAGAAGAAAGGGAGACCUGCUUGUCCAAUGAAGAUGCACUCUUAGUCUUCAGCUAUUUAAGCUGAAUGCAUUGUGAUUUCCAAUAAUUGAGACAGUGAUUCUGAAAGCUGUCUACAUUAAUGAAAAGAACAAUGUAGUCAGCUUAACUGAAUCAUCAGUGUUGCAUAUUGAAUAGAACAUGAUAAACCAAUCUUGAUGGACUCAUGCAUGUUAGGAAUAUAGAUAUAAACAUUUAUUAAAGCAUUGUUGUUUUUUUGAAAACAGUAGUUUUAAAAAUGGAGAAAUAUGAAAAUGUACCACCCCUCCCUAAAGAACCUGCAAGAGAAAUGAAUGUGGAGAAUCAUACUUGUCCCCCACCUCUGCCGCCUAACGAACAGCCUCCACCACCUCCCCUGCAAACGUCCAGUGACGCAGAGGUAAUGGACGUUGGCUCUGGUGGUGAUGGACAGUCAGAUACCCCUGCUGGGGACACGCACAGUAUCUGCAGAACACAGCUUCUCACAAAGGGAUCUGCCUGCUACAAAAGUCGUCUUAUAAUAGAUCCUAACAAUAGUGACCAAAGCCCAAGAACUGCUCGUCAUGCACCUUCAGUUCGCAAGUUCACCCCAGAUCUUAAGUUACUUAAAGAUGUAAAGAUAAGUGUUAGCUUUACAGAAAGCUGCAAAAGUAAAGAUAGGAAAGUUCUGUACACUGGAGUGGAGCAGGAUUAUAAGGCAGAUACAGAUUUUGGUAUUAAUAAUGUAAACGGGGAUUUGCAUGUUUGUCCUUUUGGUGGUAGUAAUGGUAAAGCUGUAGGAGUAGGGGGUGAAAAUGAUGACAAGAAGGAUGAUGAAAAUGAUAUUGAUCAGGAAAAGAGAGUGGAAUAUGCUGUUCUGGAUGAGCUAGAAGACUUUACCGACAAUUUGAUGGAAAUAGAUGAAGAAGGAGGAGGGUUCACAUCUAAAGCAAUCGUUCAAAGAGAUAAAGUGGAUGAAGAAACCUUGAAUUACUCAUAUGAGGAUGACUUUGAUAAUGAUGUGGAUGCUCUGCUGGAAGAGGGUCUUCGAGCACCUAAAACGAGGAGACUAGAAAAUGAGAAAUAUGGUGGUGAAAGUGAUCACCAGUCUGAUGGAGAAACAAGUGUGCAGCCAAUGAUCACCAAAAUUAAAACUGUACUUAAAAGUCGUGGCCGCCCUCCUACAGAACCUUUGCCAGAUGGAUGGAUCAUGACAUUCCAUAACUCAGGCAUUCCUGUUUAUCUGCACAGAGAAUCUAGAGUUGUUACCUGGUCUAGACCUUACUUCUUGGGAACAGGAAGCAUAAGGAAACAUGAUCCUCCCCUCAGUAGCAUUCCCUGCUUGCAUUACAAAAAAAUGAAGGAAAAUGAGGAAAGGGAACAAAACAAUGACAUAACCCCAAAUGGGGAAGUGUCACCUGUAAAGCAUCUAGAUAAAUCUUCCGAGCUGGAUUGCCAAACAGAGGAACCGGACUCUACUGCUGCUGAUUCUGGGCCUUUAGAUGACAAAGACCCCUCAGGGGGAGAUGCAGCACAAGGAGCCUUAGGACAAGUUAAGGCCAAAGUUGAAGUAUGUAAAGAUGAAUCUGUAGAUCUGGAAGAUUUUAGAUGCUAUCUUGAAAAGCGUUUUGAUUUUGAACAAGUUACCGUAAAGAAAUUCAGAACCUGGGCUGAGAGACGGCAGUUCAAUCGUGAGAUGAAGCGGAAGCAGGCAGAGUCGGAGCGGCCAAUUCUGCCUGCCAAUCAGAAACUCAUUACCUUGUCAGUGCAAGAUGCACCUACAAAGAAAGAAUUUGUCAUUAAUCCCAAUGGGAAAUCUGAAGUUUGCAUACUGCAUGAAUAUAUGCAACGAGUCCUAAAGGUUCGCCCUGUUUACAAUUUCUUUGAAUGUGAGAACCCAAGUGAACCUUUUGGAGCCUCGGUGAUAAUUGAUGGAGUAACAUAUGGGGCAGGAACUGCCAGCAGCAAAAAACUUGCCAAGAAUAAAGCUGCUCGUGCUACACUGGAAAUUCUUAUUCCCGACUUUGUUAAACAGACCUCUGAGGAGAAGCCCAAAGACAGUGAAGAACUUGAGUAUUUCAACCAUAUCAGUAUUGAGGACUCACGGGUAUAUGAACUCACCAGUAAAGCUGGACUCUUGUCUCCAUAUCAGAUUCUCCACGAGUGCCUUAAAAGAAACCAUGGAAUGGGUGAUACAUCCAUAAAGUUUGAAGUGAUUCCUGGUAAAAAUCAGAAGAGCGAAUACGUCAUGACUUGUGGGAAGCACACGGUGCGAGGCUGGUGCAAAAAUAAGAGAGUGGGGAAACAAUUAGCUUCUCAGAAAAUCCUGCAGCUACUGCAUCCACAUGUGAAAAACUGGGGCUCUCUUUUGCGUAUGUAUGGUAGAGAGAGUAGCAAGAUGGUUAAACAGGAAACCUCCGAUAAAAGUGUGAUAGAGCUUCAGCAGUAUGCCAAAAAGAACAAGCCAAAUCUGCACAUCCUGAACAAGUUACAGGAAGAAAUGAAAAAACUGGCACAAGAAAGAGAGGAAACCCGAAAGAAGCCCAAGAUGACCAUAGUGGAGUCGGCUCAGCCCGGCAGCGAGCCUCUGUGCACCGUCGACGUGUAACGAGAGAACUCACGAGUGGGGAGCAAUAACACAAAUGGAGGAACUAGAUUUUCAACAAUUAUUUAAAAAUUGUUUGCUGCAGAAUGCAAGAUAACUUUUAAAAUCCAAGCUGCUUCAGUUAUGCAUUGUUCUUUUUGCAUCAUCAGGGCAAUAUUACUUUUUCCUACUUUUUUCUUUUCUUUUUUUUUGUUUUUAAUACCUCUGAGAUAUGUACGUUUAAAGGAUUGAUCAUAAAGAUCUCUACUUGGGCAAAUGCACAGAGGACAGGCAUGUUCACACAGGAUCAACUCAAACAAGCACUUUUUCCUGGAAAGCCAUCCAUGGUGUCCCAAAUGGAUGCGUUUUAAGGAUGAAAUUCAGAAUAUCUAUGUACAGGUUGAAGCUGAUAUUAUAUAUAUAUACACAUUCAUAUAUAUGUAUAUGUAAAAGAAAUAUAUGUACAUCUUCUUGUAUGAACAUGCCUAAAACUAUUUUUGUGAAAAGUUUUGUUGCAUUUCAGCACAUAAUAAUAUGCACUGAUAAGACACUUUGGUGACAAAUACAUGAAAGUGAUGAGCAACGUUCCUAAUGCCAUAGGAUUAGGCCAGUAACGCUGUUUCUUUUGUUCUGGUUUGUUUUUUGUCUCCUGCCAGGUCCGUGAUUCCAGAUCACAGGAUGCAGAGGUUUCUUUGAUUACUUGAAAAGAACAAGUGUACCUGGUAGUGUUAAGAGCAACAGGCUGGAUAUGCAAAAUCAUUGGGCUUUAUUUUAAUUGAAACGAGCCUGUGUUAGUUUACAGAUCAGUAGAAAGGGGGGGGAAAUAUGGCCCUAUUUAUUUGAUUAAAACGAAAACUGUAGCUUGAAAGGCUGUUUUCAAAGCUUGGAGCCAAAACGCAGCUGAUGAUGGUUGAUGGUCUCUGAAAAUAUUCUGCCAAUGAGGUGAUGAAAGACCUUCCACUCCCUUCUCCCAGCAAUAAAACAAUUUCUCACUUGUUUGGAGUCAGACUACAUCUGACUUGAUUAAUUAAGUCUUAAUUAACUUGCAUCACAAAUGCAAAGACUUUUUUAAAAAAAAACCAAACAAAACCAACACAACCCUGAGAAAUCUGAAAUAACUGCAGCAAUUUAGGUUUUUUUAAGAAGUUUUUGGUUUUACUUUUGUUUUAAUGACAUUUUUAGCUUUUAAAGAAAAAGUGUAAGUUCUGCGAUGAAAACUAGAAUGUAGAGUUGGAAUAUGACAUAGUGUAAUGAGUAGAAUGAGACCAUAACAGGAUAUACUGAUGAAUAAGCAAAUGGCAAAUAUGCAACUAUUAUAAAACAACCCUUGGAAGAGGCAGGGCUCCCGGCGGCUCCAGGGAAGGCUGGGGCUGAGGUGGGAGCACUGGUCCCUGGGUCUGGCUCCUCCUGGGUGACUGGUCAGGCUCCAGGGGUCGUUUACUGGGGGUUCUUUGGGGGCCUUUUUGGUUGUGUGUUGUGUUUUUUGUUGUUUUUUUCUACCAUGUUACACAUAGUGCUGCAGUAUAUUGAAUUUAGUGCCUACUGGAUUUUAACAAUAUUGGCAUCAGUAUUGUAAGACCUCCUUUUAAUAUCGCCCAUUGUUUUGGAAAUAUUUGAACUAAUGUUCUCUCGUAUGAUGCAUAUAAUGUUAGAGGUUAAACAGGAGGAGCCUUGGAGUCUCACCUGUUUCUGUGUUGGAGUGAUACGCUCAGAGGUCUCCGCAAAUAUGAAUUCACCCAUUUUUUUUUUAUUAUUAUAUUUAGCUUUUCAGUUCCAUGAGUUGUAAUCCUGUAGUAACAGGAUACGGGUAGUUGGAAGACUCUACAUAAACUAUUAUUUAAAGAAGUGGCCUAUCUUAAAACAAAAAAUAAGAAAAACAAAAAAAAAAAACCACUGCCUCUGCUUUUUUUUGUAUAGCUUUAAUAAAUCUCCAUCUUUUGAAGGGUAUAUACAACCGGUGCAGUAGUGACAAGCAGUGAAUGCUGCUUGUCUCUCUUCUUGUUGGUUUUUUUCUUGUGUUUUCUUCUCAUAAGGACAGGGCUUGUAUCUCCUUUGCCUGAACGCGUUCCUCUCCCCGGUAGGCUUGACUUCAGCUCACGUGUUUUCAGCAGAAAGAUCCGUACUUGGACGGCACUUGUAAAAGACAAAUCACCCCUGUAGAUCUCUUUAUUUUUCUGAAAUCAGAAUGUCAAGGUGUUUGCAGGUCACCUGCAGGAUACCCACAGAUGCCUCGCUUCCAAAUUGGUUUCCCUUCUUUUUAAGAGAUUGCUGUUGUUAUACCUCAGUCUGCCACCAUCAGAAUCACAAGGUGACCGUUGCCCUUAAUUAAAACACCCAGAGAUUUCAUUGUGAACCAAAGCCUAGAACGUCUAUUAUGCAUUCUAAACAAAAAGAAACACAAAAAAAAAGAUGGUAUUAGACCUUGCUGCAGCCUUUAUCUGGAGAGAUGUCCAGAAAAUAGCGCAAUAACUGCUGGAACAAACAACUUAACUGCUGUUUCUGUCAUUGUGAAGUAUUCUUGUGUUUUAAUGUUUACUAUUGUUUGGAGUGUAACAGUCUCGCAUUUGCACAUGAGCACGAGCUGCUGUGAUAGAGGAUAGAUCAUUGCAUUAACUUCAGCUUCUGCAUGAACACUUACGGUGUGGUUCAAGGUGUAUCCUAAACUUGUCGUGUAACUCUUGUGUGUUUCCUAGGUAAUCGGCUGUAAAGGUUUAGAUCUUGAUUGUAUGAAUGCAUAAAACAACUGCUGCUUUUGUCACUGGUAUUUGUUAUUUAUCCCUUCUGUAUCCAGAGGAGGAUGGGUAUUUUUAUGGGGAUGGAGUGUAUUUUUCAGAACUGUUCCAUCCUUUGGGAAUUAGACAGUUUUUGCUUUGCAUAUUAUGUGCUUCUCGACAAAAGUGUGGUAUAUUGACUUUAAGGAUUAAAUUUGUGUGCAUUCAAAUCUUUAUGGUACUGAUGGAAAACUUACUGUGACUUCCAGUGACUAGUCAGAUGCUACCUAUUUAAACACCAGUCAUCCAGCUUUUUCUUACCUAUUUAUUAAAUGAAACUGAUGAAGUAGUUGGGUACUCAGAAGUUUGGAAAGACUCUUAUGCAUAAACUUAACUGUCGUAUGUAAAACUUCCACUUUCCUGUGACGCUGUUGGGCUUUAUACAAAUACAUCUGUAACAUCCGAGUAUUUAAAUGCAUCAUGAUUUUAUCUUAUUAAUUCUCUAGACUGUACUUUGGUUCUGGAGUAACAUCCAGGAAGUGACAGCCUCCUGGCUUUGCAUGGGGAGAGCUGUGAGGUGCCAGAGCCACGCUGUUGGUAACCCAGAGGAGCAGUGACAGUAUUGUGACGUGUGAGACGGUGAGCAGGCGGAACAGAACCCAUUCCUGUUGCCCAAGUAGAUGAGGGUGGUCGCUGUAGGAGCUGCCUUGGGUGCAGUUGCUUGAUGCCAGUGCUGAAUUGGUACAACUAUAAAGCCUCAUUUUCACUGAGCCUCUGCUUGCUUUUUUUUCUGCACAAUCAUAUAAUCCUGUGUGUUUGGUCUUUGAGUACUACAUGUGUAUUUUUCAGACAAUUAGUUUUGAGCAAUAAAGUUUGAUAUUAUAAAAUGC